Molecule: messenger RNA, 297 nt
Organism: Caenorhabditis remanei
Lineage: Eukaryota; Metazoa; Nematoda; Chromadorea; Rhabditida; Rhabditidae
Exons: 2
Coding region: 1-297 (98 amino acids)
Source: RefSeq, a predicted model, not a curated record
AUGAAUUCCAACUGCUCUGUGCUUCUCGCUUAUUCAUCUUCUAUCCCAUUGAAGCUGUCAAUCUCGUAUAGCCUCUUGUUCUCAUGCAUCGGUCUGCCCCUAUUCAUGUGGGCCUCCGUGAAACUGUGGACUGGUUUCUACACCAGACGUUUCCAUCGCAACUUCCGGCUCAUCAUCCAGGUGCAUCUAUUCGGAUUCAUGUUGCAUUGCAGUGGACGGAUUGUACUUCACUCGCUGGAUUUGUUCAAUUACAUCUUUUUGCAACCAUGUGAUAUGAUUCCGAAUAUUUAUCGGUGA